Messenger RNA from Topomyia yanbarensis, 6035 nucleotides. Its product is annotated as lactosylceramide 4-alpha-galactosyltransferase. Gene Ontology annotation, biological process: glycosphingolipid biosynthetic process. The transcript has 3 exons. Bases 309 to 1367 code for a protein of 352 amino acids. The record is from RefSeq and is a predicted model, not a curated record. Gene Ontology annotation, molecular function: alpha-1,4-N-acetylgalactosaminyltransferase activity. Lineage: Eukaryota; Metazoa; Arthropoda; Insecta; Diptera; Culicidae.
UCAAAAUAAACAACACAAAAAAAUAGUCGCCGCUGCUGGAAGGAGCAUCAAAAGCUACCAAAUAUGCCGAAAACGGCAUUGAAUACGUGCUAAUUGGUGAUAUUCACAAUAUACAAGUAGUCGCCGAAAUUCGACAGUAUUAUCAGGUGAACGGCAUGGAACAUCCAAACAGCUACGAAUCUCAUCAUGAUCUUUUGAAACUACUACGUAUUAUGUGAUACUUGCUAGAAUAUUGUUAUAGAAUCCCUACAUCAACGAGCUGUUCAGUUUACUUGAAUCUCAACAACAUAUUUAGAGACUGAUCAACAAUGAUAUCAGUAAUCUCCAACAGAAGUAAAAACAAGCGAAGGCUGAUUAUUUCUGGUGCUAUUCUGUUGAUUAUGAUCUACAUUUUAUACUCGAUCGACUACCGAACGAUUAGCGAAAACUGUUUUGCCGUGCACUUCCCUGAACCUUCGAAAACAUUGGAGGACAUUCAGCAUUCUUUGAAGCAGCCGAUUAAUGGAAAUAACAUUUUCUUCCAUGAAACUUCAUGUUCCGAGAACGGGGUGAUAGGGCUCAACGCCCGGCAGGCAUGUGCCGUCGAGUCGGCUGCUAGAAUGAACCCAACAAGGCAAACAUUUGUGCUAUUUGCCGCACCCGUAGGAUUUCGGAACAAAAGUUCCCUUCCACUGAUGGAUGCACUGCUUUCCUAUCCGAAUGUGGAACUGCGGUUUGUCAAUUUAACGACUUAUGCACAAGAUACUCCACUAAAGGAUUGGAUGCAGAGCGGGGAGAUUUUUCGAUCCAAGUACAUGAAUUCGCAUCUGUCGGAUGUGAUGAGAUAUUUGACACUGUACAAAUACGGUGGUACUUACUUGGAUUUGGACGUGGUGGUGAUGCAGUCCUUUGAUACAUUAAAACCUAAUUACGCUGGGGCAGAGUCGCCACGCUGGGUGGCAGCUGGAGUUAUCCACUUUGAACUGGAUGGAUAUGGACACGAACUGGCGGAAAUGUGCCUUAGGGAUUUACUGAUAAAUUUUAACGGUCAAAGCUGGGGCAACAACGGACCAGGAGUCAUUACCCGUGUAUUCAAACGAGUCUGUAGUACCAACGCGCCACUACUGAUGACCCGUGAACGAUGUCGCCACUUUACCGUCUUCCCACCAGAGGCCUUUUAUGCAAUUAAUUUUGAAGAUUAUCUGCAGUUUUUCGAGGAACGUUGGCUGGAUCAAGCGCUAACUGCUCUGAAUCGAUCCGUGGUAGCUCACGUGUGGAACAAAUUCAGUAGGGAUCACAAGGUACGGGUCGGCUCGCAGGUUGCUUACGGAGUCCUUGCAGAACGUUAUUGUCCUCGGGUGUACCAGGCCAGUGGUGAGUUUUUCUAGAGUUAGUAGGCAAAAGAUAUUACGUUUGUGCACUAGAAGGAGUCGAUGGAGGUUAUUAGACCGUUCUCAAUUAGCAGGUUAACCUCAGAUUUUGCCGUAUUCAAUUCAAAUGCAUUGCAGCUCUUAGUAAUCUGUUACUGUUUAACUUCUGUGCUCUAAAACUUUGUAUUAAAACUGUGCAUGUAAUAAUUUAUUUAACAUUUGUAAAAGCAAUUAUACUAAAUCAUGUCGGUAUGAUAACAUACCGUUCGCAAACUCAGUUGGAAUUAGACGUUAUAAACAAUCGAUAUUCAGGGAUGAGCCAUUGCUUGGUUUUCAUAGAAAGCGGCAUAGUUGUUGCUCCUCAUUGAAUUUCCCAAUAAUCUCAUAAACAUCGAAGAUUCGUUCACCAAGUACAUAAAAAAGUGGGUUCUAGAAUACGAAUUACUACAAAUGUCUAAACUGGGUUCUAGUACGUCUUGCUACUCGCUAUGAUUGAAUCCAAUUGCUGGAGGAACAAUAUUCUUAAUAUUCUGUUACAUGUCAAUAGAGUACUGGUAUACUAAACGCAAUACUACAAACACACUGAUUUAAAAUCAUCUGUCAGAAUUUGUGCAACAUAACAAACACAUCUAGUAUGCAAUAAAAGAAAAAAAUCACAAGCAAGUACGGAACUAAACAAGUGAUUGUAGGCAGCAUAGAAAAACACUUCCCAUAAGUCUCAUUUUUUAAUGUUAUAUGUAAAAAGCUAAACAUUGUAAUUAAUAAGAAUGUUACUAACAAUUAUUUUGGUGGUUGGCUACUCAUUCCUUUUUAUAUAAGCUUAUUAACAAAUAUUUUAAUGCACCCUAGCAUUAUCAAGGCGACAUUCAGCAGUGAGAUGGUUCCGCUCUGUACCUACUAUUAAAUAGAAGCUUCACAUUAAAAUAGAUUUUAAUAGAAAUCUCAAAUACAAAAAACAUUCCCGAUUGAUGACGCAUAGUGUGACCUGGAACAACAAAUUAGUAUAAAUUCAAAAAUACUCGAAAAAAUAGUUGAAAAAUUUCCUACAGUCCUGCUAAAUGGUAUUCAAAAACGUGAUGUAUUUCUAAAUUUGAAGGGUCCGAAGCAGAGCUUCCUUACCGAUGAAGGCCAAAGUCGAAUCCUGUUAUAUGUUAUUUUUGUUGAAUCACACAGUCUAAAAUGAUUGUAUAACAUUCCCUCGAAAACCAUUCCCCAGAAGAAAAAAUACCGAAGCUUUUUCCCCAGAAACACAUAUUCCAGAAAGUACUAAUUCCCAGAAAACUAAUCCCCAGAAAGUACCAAAGCCCAGAAAACUUUCACCCAGAAAGAACCAUAACCCAGAAAACUGUUCCGCAGAAAGUACCAAAACCCAGAAAAUUAUUUUACCGAAAUUUUUUCUUCUUCUAUUUUCUCAAUAAACAAUUCGUUACAUUUAGAUAAAGUGUACUUAAAUACUUGUUAUAAGUUUGCUAUUCACUUUUUUUCUAAUAUUUACGCAUCGCGCUUAAAUUUAAACGCAUUAAAAAGAUGGAAUGGGUGAUGAUUAUAUGUUAAAUGAAAGCUUUCGAUUCCUAUUUGAUAGAAAAAAUAUAAUUGGUUUUGAACCAAUUUUUGCAUUUAAAACCGCUUGCUCCGCAUGUAGCAAUAGUGGCCCAAUUGCUAAUUCCGGUUCCUAUAGAUGCAAAACCCAUUGAUUACUUUUGAAGCAUGCAACUCUAGGUACAUUUGGCCCACUAUAGCUGCAUAGGAGCUCAAAAAUCAAGGAAAACUCAUUAUUUCAGUUGUUUUUUGAGCAAACUUCUAUGAUAAAACUUGUGUUGCCAUGCGAGUUUACUGCAAACCACAAAGCAAGAAAUAAUUAACGGCGUUUGGCAUUUUAAUCAAGUGUUUAGCCUAUUACUGCGACUAGUAGUACACCGCGGCUAUUGGAGCACCCACCCUACUGUUUGUUAAAUAUUCAACAAUCGUCGAUUUUCAAUAUUUGCGGCAUCGUGCCGCGGAAAUAUCCCAAAACUCUAUAAUACAUUUGAGUUGCAAAGACAUGUAAUAUUACCUGAAGAUUUAGAAACAUAAAAAGAGCUCCAUUAGGUUAAAUACCUAGUAGGACACCUCAAAUCUCUAUCGCUUUGCGUGCUAUUGACGGUUAAUGAUUGAGCACAAAGCUUUGGUUGCCUAGAGCCAAACUAAUUUUUUUUCUCGAUUUCUUGGUACAAUGGCAAGCAACGUAGGAUUUUGUGAAAUCGUGCACUUGUUAAUGAAAAAGCGCUGUAAACGUCAUUAAAAUCGACGCAAAUUUGCAUACGGACAGUUUUUAGAAGAAAUGAAACAUUUUUAUGGUAAUGGCUUUCGAAUUUCACUUUUGAAGACGAGAACCCCAUUAGUCGAAACUUUACUUAAGCGGGACCCAUGUAAUUUAAACAUCAAUGUCACAAAUGACGUUUCAAGGUCGCAGAUAUGUUUGUUUUUGUCGUUUAAAGUUAAAUUGAAAAGCCGAAACAAAAUAAAAAUAAAAAAAUCAAGAUCCAUUCAGUAGAUCUUUCGCAAAUUAUUCCCAAAAAAUUUCAAUUUUAGGCCUCUAGAGUAGAGGAACCCCUUGAAAUAGGGAACUUUAAUUUGGAAAAAUUGUGCUAGUUUUUCAUAUGUAUUGGUAGCGGGUGCCCUUACGAGUACACUCAUAUCAUUCUUAAACCUUAAUUAUUCUUUUAUGAUUUUUAAAUUAUAAAAAACCAAAUUAAACUCAACCAGCAAACUGACAGUUGUCCUACUAAAUGACGUAUCUGCAAAUAUCUCGUUGGCCUCAUUGUUAACCGGGACAGCACCCCACACAGCAUGAUCUGGUACUUUUUCAAUCUGCUAGCAGCCUGCCAUCCCAAGUUUCAUCUGCAAACUAUGGUAGGGUCGUGCAAGUCGCAUUGGUUUGGAUGUGUUAUUGUCCUAAAAGGAAACAAACUAAAAAAUGUUUUUUUCAAUAGUUUCGGGCCAAAAAAUUGAAAAAGGACUGAGAUAUUAACUCACGGUACUAAUCUGCAUCAGAAUAUGCCUUAACCCGCACACCCCUAAAGAUCCCUAUUUCGCUGGUACGUGGUGCAACAAACAUCGAAGAAUGUUAUAAAAAUCUUUAAUGUGAUAGUUCGAAUAUGUUUUUCCUAUUUUAGCCAACUUUUUGCUCCAGCUAUUCCAUAGUGUGCUGGAAAGAAUGAAUCAACCCUAUGUUUGAGAAAACCGGUCAGACGAGUAGAUAACAAGUUUCAUUCCGAGGGCCAUUUGGCAUACAUAUUCAAAGAAUUGCUCAUGUUUAAAAGAAGGAGUCAACUCCUAUGUUUGAAUAAACCGAGCAUACGAGUUGAUCACAGGUCAUGUCCUUAUUGAUUCAUCUGCUACAUAAAUUGACAUCCGCGGGUCAAUCGGAACAUUGAGCAUUGAACGAACGUUCCUACCCUUAGUACACAUGCUCCUUCCACAUAAAUCAGAAUCCAACUACAAAAAAGCUCUAGAACUAAUGAAAACCAUAGCAACCAACAACAAUAUUAUAAUUAAUCCGUCGAUUGCAUUAACAGAUUUCGAAACAGCUGAGAUAAACGCAAUCGCAAUGAUUAUUCCCAAUUCUGUGCGAUAUGGUUGCUUUUUCCAUCUAACAAAAAAUUGGUGGAAACGGAUCCAAAAAUUGGGAUUAUCUGGAAUUUAUUUGAAAAGCGUGCAAAUGCAGAUCUCUUUCAGACAAACCCAGGCCUUGGACUUUUUGAAGCCUCAAGAUGUGCCUGAAGGCUUGGGUAUUGGGGAAGCGAAGGGUUGGAAAACACUGCGCACAGGCACAGGCAAGAUUUUCCCCUGAAUUUACCAUGCGAUACAACACCCUCAAUGACAUACCUCAAACGCAAUAGAAGGGUAUCACAACCAAUUAAAUGCACUCUUAAAAGGUACCAGUGCCCUUAAACUUUAUGCGGUUGUGAAAGCAUUCAAAGAGGAAGAGCAGUCCACGUCGGCGGAAUAUAUGCGAUAUCUGCAAGGAGAUAUGAUAAACCGGCGUCGCUGUAAAAAAACAUGCAGGAGACAAAAAAUUAAAAGAAGUUUUAAUUGCCGACCAGGACGAUGGUACAACAUUAAAAGAUACCAUUUUAUCAAUAGCUCUUAUAAUACAAAACCAAACCAGAAUAUUAAUACUAAUAAAAAAUAAGUCAUCGUCAGUUAAAAUACCUCAAUUUCUGGGAAAUGGUUUUUUCUGGGGUAUGAACUUCUGGGUAUUUGUUCAUUCUGGGUAACGGUUUUCUGGGCAAAAAUACUUUCUGGGAAAAGGUUUUCUGGUAAUUGGUACUUUCGACGGAAUGGUUUUCUGGAGAAUGGUUCUUUCUGGAGAAAAAACUUCGGUGUUUUAGUUUCUGGAGAAUGGUUUUCGGGGGAAAGUCGUACAACCGUCUAAAAUAUCGUUUAAAUUUAAGUUUUGUACGACAGUUAUGAAUCUCACAUUUCAAUCCUUCUCUACAUAAUGCAAGUGUUAUAUUACUAUUAUAGGACAAAGUUUGCUGAAAUGUAAAAUGUAUAUAGGAUUACUGUAAAGAGAAAUCAAAACUCCAGCACGUUUCAUUUUUUAUUCGCAGAUGGAAAAUUAUCUGAAACAACACUAAGGGGUAGUAAAUGAGGAAAUAAAUCUGAUCUUAAUUUGGUUUGUAGAUACAGAUCUCAAGAACA